UACGUGUUGAAAUGGGUCUGGUGACUGAGACGGCCAUGACAUAUGGUUUACAUCGUUUUCAUGCUCAUCAAGGCUAUAAGGACACGAUUGACAACCGAUAUAUUAUUUCAGAAUUCAUUAAAAUUAGGGUAAAGUUUGGCUGUCCGUUUAAGCGUCAACUGUGUCCUUAUAAUCUCCCUAGCAAGCUAGCUAACGGUGUGCAUAGUUGUUUAGGGCUACAUAAAGGAGCUCUAUUCGAGAGCGUGAGUACGCAGUCAGGUAAAAUCGGAGAAGAGAUCUCCGUUUAGUGCUUGGUCACCACUUCAGCUUGAACAACCAGCCGAACGGAGAAUGGACAGCUAUCAGGCUAGCUAGCUAGGUGAAAUUCAAAGAGGACAUGUGCUAGCUGUCAUGUCUCCCUCCCCUCUAGGUUCGUGUGGGACGACAGUUUCCUGUUUUCGCCAGUGUCCAGGUUGAUUCGACCAUAACUUCUGGAUUGUGAACACGCGAGGUGGAGAUGCAGACUUUUUUGAAAGGCAGAAGAGUGGGUUACUGGCUCAGCGAGAAGAAGAUGAAGAAGCUGAAUUUUCAGGCCUUUGCUGAUUUGUGCAGGAAAAGAGGAAUAGAAGUAGUCCAGCUGGACCUGAGCCAGCCCCUGGAGGAGCAGGGUCCCCUGGACGUCAUCAUCCACAAACUGACUGACCUGAUCCUGGAGGCCGACCAGAACGACACACAGUCAGUCCUGCUGGUGCAGAGAGUGCAGGACUACAUUGAUGCCCACCCUGAGACCAUCGUGCUGGACCCCCUCCCAGCAAUCAGAACCCUACUGGACCGCUGCAAGUCCUACCAGCUCAUCCAUCGGAUAGAGGACUGUAUGCAAGAUAAGAGGAUCUGCUCUCCCCCAUUCAUGGUUUUGAACACUGAGUGUGGUCCAGACACGCUGGAGCAGAUUGAGAAGCAUGGACUCACAUUCCCCUUUAUUUGCAAAACACGAGUAGCCCAUGGAACCAACUCCCACGAGAUGGCCAUCAUUUUCAGUGAGGAGGACCUGAAGGGCGUGAAGCCUCCAUGUGUGAUCCAGAGCUUCAUCAACCACAACGCGGUGCUCUACAAGGUGUUUGUUGUGGGGGAGUCCUACACGCUGGUGGAGAGACCCUCCCUGAAGAACUUCCCCGCUGGACCAGCAGACAGAAAAGCAAUUUUCUUCAACAGCCACAACGUAUCAAAGCCAGAGUCCUCUUCAGACCUGACAUCUAGGGACAACGUGGAGGGGGUCUCCCAGCCACCCAAUGAUGAUGUCAUCAGAGAGUUGUCCAGGUCCUUGCGACAGGAGUUGGGCGUGUCCUUGUUUGGCAUUGACGUCAUCAUCAACAACCUUACGGGCCAACACGCCGUCAUCGACAUCAAUUCAUUCCCUGGUUAUGAGGGUGUCCCAGAGUUCUUCAACGAUCUCCUGACCCACAUCACCAGUGUGCUCCAAGCCAACUCUGCUGACAGCCCCCCAGCCAGCGGGCAGCCCAAAGGCCUGGUAUCCACAGCCCCCAGCCUAACCCCAACCCCUGGCUCCCCAGGCUGCUGCAGCAUGCUGGGGAAGGAGGCCAGCAGCAGCCCCUGGAUCGUGGAGGCGGAUGGGAACCUGAAGGGCCCCCGCCAGAGACUGGGCUGUAACUCAGCCAUGUCCCCCAACUUCCAGCAACACUGUGUUUCCACGAUAGCCACCAAGGCUUCCUCCCAAUGACUGCCCUCCUCUUCCACCUUAGGAUUAUAAUGGUGACAAUAAUUAAUAAUGGUCAUAAUAUAUGACAUUAAUUUUAAUAUAUCUGUAAUCAAAAACCAACUUUUUCUAUGUAGAUAUUGAUGAUGGUGAUUGGUUGUAGAUGUUUUUCUCUGCCUUUUAGAUGUUUUGUUUAGUAGGACUUACGUACUGUAAUGUGAACUUUUGGGAUCUCUGCUUAAUUGCUGAUUUUAGUUUCUCUCUGUGAAGUCUCUUUAAUCAAGUGGUCCACAUGAGUUGGUUAGGGGAAAGAUCUUGUCUGAACUUUUGUCUACAGCCGUGAAGGAAAAAGGCAAAUCAACAUCCUGUGCUCCAUAUACACUCACGGUUCCAGCAUUGACAUUCACCAGUGAUGUAUUUCUUUUGAUGUUUACCACUCUGUCAUAUAGUGGAGAAGGGAUAAAAAGUUGUUUUAUUGUCACAUACACUGGAUAGGUGCGGUGAAAUGUGUUGUCUGGGUACUAUAACACUCAUCCACAGGUUUGGAGCAGCUGCCAGUGCUAAUGGCACGCAGAUCAACUGACUUAAAGAACCCACUCGAUCAUUUCCAAAAUCACAAGCAAGUCAUUGGGGUCUUGAUUGACAUUAGAUAUGAUGAAAUUGAACGCUGGUUGCUUUGUGUACUAUUUAAUUAACGAUGUGCUUUCUUUCAUGUGCAAGGCUCUUGUCAUGUGAAUUUCAUAGUCUUCACAACAGCAGAAACAAAAUAGAUAUUAAUCAAGAUCAAGAUGCAGCACGAAAGGCUGAAAAUACCUGCAUAAACCUUUUGAUCACACCUCAUAUAAAUGUUUGUCAGCAGAAAAAUAAAUCUUUGAUCAUGUGACCAAGUUUAAUGUGGGAUAAUGUUUAUAAAAGCCUUUGAGUGUUUGUCAGAUAUGGUUGAGGUUUAUACAGGUGUUUUAUGUGACUAAACCAGUCCAUUUCCUUGCCUCAACUUGUGUUAUUCCAGCACUGCUGAAAGAUGAGGAUCACAUUCCUUUUUGUAUGUGGGUGUUUUCAAAAAGUAUUCCAGCAUUCCAAUGCUUUAGUGAAAAAUGACUUUUAUGGAAUUGAAAUGAAUCGGCAUGCUGAACUCUCAUUCUCUCUCCCUCCAUUACUACUCAUUCAAAGCUCAAUUCAACCUCUGGGCCUCUAACACAGUUUUCAAUUGGUAUUGUGUUCAGAAAACUAACUCUUACUCCACAAAUGUCUAAUUGAAUGAUAUAUAUUUAGCCAACUAAAUCAACACAAAUUAUUUUUGACCAUGAAAUGAAUGUCUUGAUUACAAUGCUAAGGAUUCUUUAUUUUCUUUGUACUUUGCCUUAUUGACAAUACAUAAUUUUAAGCAGACUGCCGGCAUCUAGUCAGCCCAGUGCACUCUUAUAUAGCAGGUAACGUCAGUCUCCAAACUCCCUGUAAGCAUCAGCUGCUGUUAUUUUGAGGUGUCACAAUAUGUAAAGAAAAAAGAAAUCUGAUUUUUCUCCCAAUGUUCAUGGUGAGAUCCUUUAAAAAAAAAACGUAUAUUUUGUUCAUGGGGGGGGGGUGUAUUUUUAUAUAGUGGAGAAGAGCGAGUGAACAACAUGGAUUUUUUUUGUCAUGAGUAGUGAGAUGGUGGUUUGGCAAAUUAAAUGAUCUUCAAGACCAAGCUUACAGUUGUCACUGUCUUCACCCUUAGCAUCCAGUUGAAGUGUGUGGAAAAGAGUGCAGGGCUGCCAACUAUGUAAAAAUAGGGUGUUUUAAGCACUGCUUCAUCACAGGCUGACACAGUGAAUUGACAAGCUCAUCAGAGGUUACUUACUCACCUGGUCAUUGGGGCUGACUGACCAUCUAGUGUAGCCAUUCAACCUGCUGCCCUCCAGAACAAGAGUUGGGUAGCAGUGGUCCUAAAGCCUUCCUUAUUGAAGGACACAUCCUCAACCCUGUGUGGGUGAAGUGAUCAAGGAGAGAAUGUCUUAACCAAGCCAUGCCCAGUAUGUUGUGGAAACACUGCAAUCUCUAUACUGUGUGUUCUGCAUCUAAUUGGGAAAUAUUACCCCUACUUACUACCUUGUUCAUUUCUCUGACUGUCAUUGUGCUCUCCACUUCCACAAUGUUUACUUGGAAAUGUUACUAUAUAUAUAGUAACGUGUGUAUAAUAUAAAAUACAUUUUUGUAAAAGUUCUCUAAAGAAUAAUACAAUGUGACUUUUUUAUUAAAUGGCUAAAACAGGGUGAAAAAUAACUUAAGUGAUUUCUAAAAAAUAAAAAAAACUUGGCGAGAAAUUGCUAUUACUGUUCUAGUCCUUUAGUCCAGAAUAACAGAUCAUGUAUAUUCUUGGUAAAAGUAAUUAAAUUAAUUCCCCCAAA
This is a messenger RNA of Oncorhynchus nerka (sockeye salmon), 4077 nucleotides long. RefSeq names its product inositol-tetrakisphosphate 1-kinase-like. The record is from RefSeq and is a predicted model, not a curated record. NCBI's taxonomy places the organism in Eukaryota, Metazoa, Chordata, Actinopteri, Salmoniformes, Salmonidae. The coding region runs from base 497 to 1717 and encodes 406 amino acids. Gene Ontology annotation, molecular function: inositol-3,4,5,6-tetrakisphosphate 1-kinase activity; inositol-1,3,4-trisphosphate 6-kinase activity; inositol-1,3,4-trisphosphate 5-kinase activity. The transcript is spliced from 11 exons. Gene Ontology annotation, cellular component: cytoplasm. Gene Ontology annotation, biological process: inositol trisphosphate metabolic process.